UCCCCGGUGGGGCCGGACGGUGGCAUUGGUGGUUCGGACUCCCGUACUCCCGGAGCCGAUUUGUUUAGGCCAAUGGCAGCAAAAGCCUCUAUUUAAGGAGAAGAAGCGGGAAGCCAAACUCCAUCUCCUCUCUGUCUCUCUCUCUCUCUCAACCUUCUUUGCUUUCCUUUACCGACAAGUGGAAUCCAUUUCCGGCCCUUCUUUCCCAUCUCGCUUCGGUCUCGUGGACACCCGGGACCGGGUUCAGCUCCUCCGUCCCCGUUUCGAGGGGAUGAGGUUUAGCUGUCUUCCUUUCUUUCUUCGGAUCUGAUGAUGGACUAUGAGCUCCGAGCUUUGUGAUGACGUUGCUGCUUCAUGAUCGCUUUUUGUCCAUGAAGGUGCUGUAAUGGCUCCGCCUCUUCAAGCAUCAACUAAGGCUUCUGACUUCCAACUUUCUCGUUCACCUCUCAAUGAAAGAAUCCUUUCAUCCAUGUCUCGAAGGUCUGUUGCAGCACAUCCUUGGCAUGAUCUUGAAAUAGGUCCUGCUGCCCCUAAAAUUUUCAACUGUGUGGUGGAAAUAACAAGGGGAAGCAAAGUGAAAUAUGAACUUGACAAGAAAACUGGGCUGAUCAAGGUCGAUCGUGUGCUUUACUCAUCGGUGGUGUACCCUCAUAAUUAUGGUUUCAUCCCACGCACUCUUUGUGAAGAUAAUGAUCCUAUGGAUGUGUUGGUUAUAAUGCAGGAACCAGUGAUUCCAGGAUGUUUUCUUCGAGCUAAAGCCAUAGGUCUGAUGCCUAUGAUUGAUCAGGGAGAGAAAGAUGACAAGAUAAUUGCUGUUUGUGCAGAUGAUCCUGAAUACAAGCAUUACAAUGAUAUUAAGGAGCUCCCACCUCAUCGUUUAGCAGAGAUCAGGCGCUUCUUUGAAGAUUAUAAGAAGAAUGAAAACAAGGAAGUUGCUGUAAAUGAUUUCCUGCCUGCAUCUUCAGCUUACGAAGCCAUUCAACAUUCCAUGGAUCUUUAUGCCAAUUACAUUGUCGAAAGCUUGAGGAGGUAGGAGGCAGGAGGCAGGAGGCGAACCGAGGGAUGAUGCAUCUGGACGAUUUUACUGUUUCUUUCACGUGGUAAUAUUUUAUACGUAAGUAAAUGCUUAUAUUCGGAGGGAUUCGAAUGGUAUUGUCGAGACAGAAGAUAAAUAUGCUUAAUGAGUUUGUUGUUGUUUAUCUUAUAUGAAAAUUUGCCAAUUUGA
Messenger RNA from Musa acuminata subsp. malaccensis (wild Malaysian banana), 1225 nucleotides. RefSeq names its product soluble inorganic pyrophosphatase 4. The record is from RefSeq and is a predicted model, not a curated record. Gene Ontology annotation, biological process: phosphate-containing compound metabolic process. Gene Ontology annotation, cellular component: cytoplasm; cytosol. Gene Ontology annotation, molecular function: inorganic diphosphate phosphatase activity; magnesium ion binding. Lineage: Eukaryota; Viridiplantae; Streptophyta; Magnoliopsida; Zingiberales; Musaceae.